AACAAGAUGCUGCAGACGAAUAAAAAAGGAUGCAAAGAAUUAAUGCAGAGGAUGUUAUUAGCCAUAAUUUCCAGUAUAAUGGUACAAUUUAUUCUUAUAUGUUCGUUAUUUCUAAUUACGAAUUUGAGCACAAAUUAUGAAUCGUGGUUUCAAAGUACAUGGUCAGCAGUAACCUCGAUUCGCAUGUGGAGUUCUUUUUGUAUUCUUGCUACCUUUACGUUUUUUCAAGGAAUUAUGUGUAGCAAAACUUUCUCGAAUACUCCACCUUAUAUGAAAAGCAGAUUCACAAAAUUUUGUGGAAUGUUUACAACGCAGAACAUCCUACUAUGUGCUUUACAUGUCAUCAUUGGUGGCCUUCUUGUUUGGUUGCAUUUGUCAGUCAGUAGAGGCACAUACAGUUUUCUGACAGCAGAGUGUAAAAUAGUAUAUGGAACUUGUUUGGUGGAAGAACGUUAUAUCAUGUUCCUAAGUGGAUUUUGGAGUGGACUAUAUUUUUUCUUAAAAUCUAGCCUCUUCCGUAUGAACUAUUUGAAAUUUCCAAUUAUAUCUUUGUCAAAAGUAUUUCGAUUAAAGACAGAAAUGUGUUCAAUGCUUCCAUCGUUAAUGGCAAAAUGUGUAUGGCCAGUUUUAUAUUAUUUAACUGCCUAUUAUUUCUUGGGUUCUUAUUGUAGAUCUAUAAUAUUGUUUCUUUCAUCUGCACAAUUAGAAAAUGAACCAUUGAAUAGCAUUUCUAAGCUGAUGAGUCUAUCAUUGGUUUUCCAACUAUGGCUAUAUCAUUUGAUUUGUAUAUUGACAAUCGAAACCAUGUAUUUGUUGUUUAAUUUAUAUAUAACAGAAUGGGUUCCUUUUGAAUUCAAACAGAAUAAUGUGUUUAAUAAUGAUGACUCUGCUAUUACACUUCCUGAAGCAUUGUCUAUGGAUAAGAUACCAAUAAUGCAACAAUUAGGCUAUUUGGAUUUAGUUACCAUGGCACAAAAAGAAAAGUCAAGAAGGAGUAUACUGUUUACAUUAAGUCAACCUGGUGGUCAUCCUUACAAUUGGAAUUGCAUUGUAGAAAAAUGUACUAGCCUUGUUAAAAAGUUUUCGGAUGAUCUUAAUAAAGCAUGUGUUAAAAUGCAAGAGCCAUUGACUGUGAAUGCUUCAACUUCAACUACAAUAACAAAGAGCAACACAUUUCAAACGGGAUACGUGUAUCGCAUGCGUAAUUUAGUAAGAGAAGAAACGCCAGUAUCUACACAACAAGAUGAGAUGAAAAAAUAUGUUGAAAAUGAAUUAUUUAUUCAGAAAUUCAUAAAAACGAAAUGGAAUAAUUUACUUGCAUACUUGCUGUCUAAACCUCUGAUUUCUUACGUUUUUGGCGAAAUUGAAGGCGGCGAAGUAUACUACAUUUUAUUUAAUGGACAAACAGUUAUUUGGGCUAUUCAAGCUAUCUCUUCUUUAGCCAUGUUAUCUUUAAGUGAAGAUUCCUACGGAAUUGUGCAAAAGGAUCUACCACUUAUAAUUAAUACAUUACUUGGCUUGAAGCAAUCACUUGAUAAAUUACAGAAAUCAAAUAUUAUGGCAAAGAAACAAGGAGAUGAUAAAUUUAUUAAACAAAUCUUUCAAUCUUUAUGUGCCACUACAAAACGAAGUAUCUACAGAGUUGUUAUACAUUUUGAAGCUUAUAUUGAAGAUUUGGCAUUAGAUUCACCAACAAUGGAACAAUUGCAUAAUUUCCUUGCAUAUAGAGAAUAAGUUUUGUAGUCUAAAAUUGAAUAAACUAUAAUGUAAAUAUUAUCAUACUCCAAAAUAGUUACAAAGUCUUAAAAAUAUUUUUGUAAUUGUUAUAUUUAUAUACAUAAGUUAUAUUUAUCAUUGCAGUCUUUACAAAUACAUUUACGCUCACUGAGUGGAAUCAUUCAACUUGUAUAAAAACUAACUAUAAGUAUGUA
Messenger RNA from Nomia melanderi (Alkali bee), 1931 nucleotides. It is a transcript of the gene Ndc1, whose product is annotated as Nuclear division cycle 1. Gene Ontology annotation, molecular function: protein-macromolecule adaptor activity. NCBI's taxonomy places the organism in Eukaryota, Metazoa, Arthropoda, Insecta, Hymenoptera, Halictidae. Gene Ontology annotation, cellular component: nuclear pore transmembrane ring. Gene Ontology annotation, biological process: nuclear pore organization. The record is from RefSeq and is a predicted model, not a curated record.